GUCCUGUGUUCCUGCUGGUGGUGGCCUGGAGCAGGCCCCCCUGACACACUCUCUGUGGGGCUCAAGACCUAAGAGAAACCCCGGCACCCGGAGAACCACAAAGAGGAGAUGACACUGGUGGAAGAACUUACCCAAGCAUUUGAAGGCAAAGCCUUGCCUUCUGAGGAUGUCUGCCCUCUUCACGACAGCUUCUUCAGGUAUGAGAAGGAAAUGGAAGUGCGAUCUCAGCCGAUCCCAUCCCAGCCCCCUGUGAGCUUCAAGGAUGUGGCUGUGACCUUCACGCAGGAGGAGUGGGGACAGCUGGACUCAGCCCAGAGGAUGCUGUACAUCGACGUGACUCUGGAGACCUGCAGCCACCUGGUCUCCCUGGGGCUUCUGCUUCCCAAACUGGAUGUGAUCUCCUGGCUGGAGCAAGGGGAAGACCCUUGGAGGGUGAAGCAGGGACCUCUCCGAGACUGGAAGACUACUCUUGAAAAGAAAGAGCCAGCUUCCAAAGAGGAUAUUGCUGUGGAAGAACCAUCCCAAUGCGUGGAAGUGAAAGGCUGCAUCCGGGAAGAGGGCCUGUGGUCGGUGUCAUUAGAAGUGCAGGGUUGGAGGGACCAGCUAGGGGAGCACAAGGACUUGGCUUCUUUGAGUCAAACAGGACUCACCUCAGAGAGACUGUUUACUCAAGAGGAACAUUGUGAGCAUGACCUUCGGGGAAGUCGUCUGAGCUUAAGCCUUGUGCCUCCAACAUUAUCCACAAGAACACAUUUCCAUAAGUUAGACUCACAGGUUAAAAAGUUGAAACAGAAUUCUGUUUUCAUUAAUCAUCAAAAAGACUGGGCUGAUCUGAAACCCUGUGAAAAUCAUCAAAGUUCUAGAGCCUUCUGUCAGAGCAUUUACUUGAAUAAACUUGCAAAUGAUGAAAUGGGAAAUAAAAAACCUUAUGAAUGUACUGUCAGUAGUGGCUCUUUCAACUAUGGUACCUCCCUUCAUUUUCGUAAUAUAAUUUUUUCAGCAGAGAACUUCGAUGACUGUAAGGACUAUGGAGAUAUCGUUAAUCAUAGCAUGUCUCUGAGUGAACACAAGCCAGUGCAUUUUGGGGAAAGUCAGUGUGAGUGUGAUGAAUGCCUUGUACAAACUGAAAUAAGUGAUCCUGGAGAGGCACCGUUCAGAUGUGAGGAGAACCGUAAUGCCUUCCGUGUGGCCUCAUCUUUUACUGACUGUGACAUUCAGACCAGAAAGAAGCCAUAUGCGUGUAAUCAGUGUGGAAAAUCUUUCAGCUGUUGCUCUAAGCUUGUUGUACACCAGAGGACACACACUGGAGAAAAGCCCUAUGAAUGUACCUGGUGUGGGAAGUCUUUCAGCCAGAGCUAUGACCUUGUUGUACAUCAGAGAACUCACUCUGGUGAGAAGCCCUACGAAUGUAACCAGUGUGGGAAAUCCUUCACCCAGAGUUCCAAACUUAUUAGGCAUCAGCGAACUCACACUGGAGAAAAACCAUAUAAAUGUCACGAAUGUGGGAAAUCUUUCAGGUGGAACUCGAACCUUAUUGUACAUCAAAGAAUUCAUACUGGAGAGAAGCCUUAUGAGUGUGCUCAUUGUGGAAAGUCCUUUAGCCAAAGCUCUGACUUUGUCGCACAUAAAAGGACACACACUGGGGAGAAGCCCUAUGAAUGUAACCAGUGUGGAAAGUCCUUCAUCCGAAGCACUCAACUUAUUAGGCAUCUGCGAAUUCACACUGGAGAGAAGCCGUAUAGAUGCAAUCAGUGUGAUAAAGCCUUCGCUGGGAGCUCUCACCUCAUUGAACAUCAGAGAACUCAUACUGGAGAGAAGCCUUUUGAAUGUAAUCAGUGUGGGAAAGCCUUUACUGGGAGCUCUCACCUUCUUUCACAUCAGAGAAUUCAUUCUGGAGAUAAACCAUAUGAAUGUAGUGACUGUGGGAAAGCUUUUCGGCAGCGAUCACAGCUUGUUGUGCAUCAGCGAACCCAUACUGGAGAGAAACCUUAUGAAUGCGGUUAUUGUGGAAAAGCUUUCAGCCAGAGGUCUCCCCUCAUUGUGCAUCAGAGAACACACAUUGGAGAGAAGCCCUAUCAGUGUAACAUGUGUGUUAAAGCUUUCAGUCAGAGGUCACGCCUUACUGAGCAUCAGAGAACACAUACUGGAGAAAAGCCUUAUGAAUGUAUCAACUGUGGGAAAGCCUUCAAUGAUCGGUCAACCCUUACAAAACAUGAGAGAACACACACUGGCGAGAAACCCUAUGAGUGUAACCAUUGUGAAAAAGCCUUUAGCCAGCGGUGUCAACUUACUAGGCAUCAGAGAAUUCAUACUGGAGAGAAACCCUAUGAAUGUGCUGAGUGUGGGAAAUCUUUCAGUUAUAAUACAUCCCUUGUUCAACAUGAGAAAACUCAUGAGAGAGAAACCCUAUGAAUAAUCAAGAUGGAAAAGCU
Molecule: messenger RNA, 2432 nt
Organism: Ceratotherium simum simum (southern white rhinoceros)
Lineage: Eukaryota; Metazoa; Chordata; Mammalia; Perissodactyla; Rhinocerotidae
Gene: ZNF544
Product: zinc finger protein 544
Biological process (GO): regulation of DNA-templated transcription
Molecular function (GO): DNA-binding transcription factor activity, RNA polymerase II-specific; RNA polymerase II cis-regulatory region sequence-specific DNA binding
Source: RefSeq, a predicted model, not a curated record